Molecule: messenger RNA, 3350 nt
Organism: Clupea harengus (Atlantic herring)
Lineage: Eukaryota; Metazoa; Chordata; Actinopteri; Clupeiformes; Clupeidae
Gene: hck
Product: HCK proto-oncogene, Src family tyrosine kinase
Biological process (GO): protein phosphorylation
Molecular function (GO): protein tyrosine kinase activity; protein binding; ATP binding
Source: RefSeq, a predicted model, not a curated record
CACUGCUCGGUCAUGAUCAUUGCGCCGACUUCCUCCUGCGCUCUGUCUGUGUAGCGCACUUACCAGUUAGAACACUGCCCACUCACCACGAAUCAAAGUGACGGGAUGGAGGAGCCGACCUAAAGGAUCGCUUUGACAAAUUAAAUAGAUACCUACAUUACAAAACCAAAUAGAGACGUCGGUGUAAACCUAUACGAACAGACAGCUGAAAAAAGUCUCGCCAUGGGCUGUGUGGGGUCCAAAAAGGAGCAGGAUGCUGUGGGCAAGGCCCUGGGGAGUGAAGACUCCUCAAACCGCACCCUGCCGCCACACUAUGUCAAAGACCCCACAGCAGGCACAAAAGCAAAUAGAACGAACUCCAGCAUGCCCUCGUCCAGCGCCGACAGUCCAGAUAACAUCGCCGUUGCUCUGUACGACUAUGAGGGCGUCCAUGAAGGAGACCUCGGCUUCGUGAAAGGAGAUAAGCUCAAGAUCCUUGAGGAAUCAGGUGAAUGGUGGAAAGCCAGGCUUAUCAGCAGUGGCCAGGAUGGCUUCAUACCCAGCAACUACGUGGCCAAAGACACCCUGGAGACUGAGGACUGGUUCUUUAAAGGCGUGAGCAGGAAGGACGCAGAGAGACAGCUUCUGGCCUCAGGGAACAAAACUGGGUCCUACAUGAUUCGAGACAGUGAGACCACCAAAGGCAGCUACUCCCUGUCAGUGAGGGACAGCGAUGGCCACUCUGUGGACACGGUCAAGCAUUACAAGAUCCGCACCCUGGACAACGGCGGCUUCUACAUCUCCCCUCGCAUCACUUUCUGCACCUUGCAGGAGCUGGUCGGCCACUAUAAGAAGCAGGGCGAUGGCCUGUGCCAGUCCCUCACUAGCCCCUGCAUCAGCCCCAAACCCCAGAAGCCCUGGGAGAAGGAUGCAUGGGAGAUCCCACGAGAGUCUCUCAAACUGGACAGGAGGCUGGGCGCCGGGCAGUUUGGAGAAGUCUGGAUGGCGAUGUAUAACAAGCACACCAAGGUGGCGGUGAAGACCAUGAAGCCUGGCACCAUGUCCGUGGAGGCUUUCCUCAUGGAGGCCGAGCUCAUGAAGUCACUGCAGCACGACAAGUUGGUGCGCCUCAACGCGGUGGUCACCAAGGAAGAGCCCAUCUACAUCAUCACAGAGUACAUGGAAAAGGGCAGUUUACUAGACUUCCUCAAGAGCGAUGAAGGAAACCGGAUCCAACUCCCGAAACUCAUUGACUUCUCUGCUCAGAUUGCCGAGGGCAUGGCUUACAUUGAGUUGAAGAACUACAUCCACAGAGAUCUCCGUGCAGCCAACAUCCUGGUCUCAAAGACACUGGUGUGCAAGAUUGCUGACUUUGGUCUGGCGCGCAUCAUAGAGGACAAUGAGUACACCGCCAGAGAAGGUGCUAAGUUCCCCAUCAAGUGGACUGCGCCAGAGGCCAUAAACUAUGGCUCAUUUACCAUCAAAUCAGAUGUCUGGUCCUUAGGCAUCCUGCUCAUGGAGAUCAUCAGCUACGGACGCACCCCUUACCCAGGCAUGACUAACCCGGAGGUGAUUCGCUCUCUUGAGAGAGGUUACCGCAUGCAGCGUCCAGACUCGUGUCCACAGGAACUGUAUGACAUCAUGCUGGAGUGCUGGAAGAACAAGCCGGAGGACAGGCCUACCUUUGAGUACCUGCAAAGUGUGCUGGAGGACUUCUACACAGCCACGGAGAGCCAGUACCAACAACAGCCAUGAGAUGUCAUUUGGUCUCUCACACAGACAACCCCUUUAUCUGGACACACACACACACACACACACACACACACACAAACAUAAAUACAUCUUUUAGUGAACAUAAAUUACCAGGGAACCAGUGGUCUCUAUGAUGCAAAUUCAUAGAGUGUGUAGUAAGUAGAAAUACCUCUUUCAGAGUGCCUUACAUAAUAUUAACCUAUUAAAUUGCUGUCUAGAUCCACAUUUACCACUUUUUCAGGAUACUUAGUAUCAAUUAGAAUAUUUUAUAAAUGCAUUUAUCCCCUACAUUAAAACAGUCAUGUUAUAGCCAGUUAACAUAUCUAGAAAAAAGUUGAAAUGAAUGAAACAAAUUCAAAGAAUAUUUUCUGAUUACAACCUAUAUUAGGUUUUUUGUUUUGACCUAAAGUAAAUCUCACACACACACACACACACACACACUGAGAGAGAGAGAGAGAGAGAGAGAGAGAGAGAAAGAGAAAGAGAGAGAGUGAGUCUGUUUCUUAUGUUUUUUUUUUUUCAAUCUGUAGCUCUACUGUCUUUCCCAACGUCUUAAAGUUAGUUUUUAGGAAAAGUUUAAGUUACUUUGAUUAACUGUGGUGUGUUAAGUUUAUGCAAGGGAUAGGCUAAUGGAAAUUCGUUCAUGCGAAUGCGUUCGGGUAGCAGAUAAUAGGCUAAUGCUUGUUCGAGGUGGCAAUUACUCCACAAUGCGUUUUCUGUCAGUAGUGGAUGGUGCCCAGUAACUUUUCAGGUUACACCUGUAGCCAGUGACGGACACGAUCUGCCUGUUCUCCAUAUGUUUGAGAACUUGGAGAACUUGGCGAAUUGACAUAGGCUACAGGUGUGAUACUGUCACCUACUUCAUAGGUGUGCAAAUAUCAAAACUUAAUUGACAUUCUAAACAAUGCGUUACAAUAGGAAAUCCAACCAAGCCAUGGUAUAAUAUUGCUUUUAAUAGGCUAUUUGUAUUAUACGGCUCCUCAGAAUGUUGCAAAAAGUUUUGAAUUUAAAUGGGCCACCAAAACUUUCGGAGGUUUGAUAUUGCAAAACAUUAUUGACCGGGUUUUGUGCAUCUAAUUUACAUCUUGCAUAUCAUUUCGCAAGUUGUCCGUUCAAUCAACGUAACUGAAAUCCAUUGUAACUUCAAGUCAGCAAGUAAAAGGUUGCUACGCCACACAUGACACUUUUAAAGUUCUGUUUGCGUGGAGAACUAUUUUUUUAGCGGAAGUUACGAAACGGCAACAAAAUCAUAAAAAAAAAAGUUUUUUUGGAGGAAUGUCUUAUCGUUUUGGCAAGUAACCGUAUAAUAAGCCGUCGUCCCGUCUGACCGGAGGAGUGUACAUUAUCCCUUUCCUAGCUCGCUGCAUUUGAUAAGUGUGUGUGUUUUUUGGGCAUAGUGAACUUUGAAGCCUUAGAAAUGUAUAUUUACAUGUAUUUAUUUCAUAAUAACAGACUCUUUCUGCCUUAGUUAAUGUUAACAUUAAUAUAUUUUAUAACAUUACAUGAAUAUUUAUCUCAGGGGUGAUCAGGUUCUUGCUUGUAAUUUUUAUUAUUCGGUUUUGAUUUAUCAAGUUUAAAUCAUUUAUCAAAUGUGAACUCAAUAAAGUCUCAAAGAUUAA